This is a messenger RNA of Saccostrea cuccullata (small rock oyster), 679 nucleotides long. RefSeq lists its product as uncharacterized. Bases 11 to 637 code for a protein of 208 amino acids. Lineage: Eukaryota; Metazoa; Mollusca; Bivalvia; Ostreida; Ostreidae. The transcript is spliced from 3 exons. The record is from RefSeq and is a predicted model, not a curated record.
UAGGAAACAUAUGGAAAAUAUUGGUACGGGUGUACCUGUGUCCUUCCAGAAAACACCCCGCACAAGAGUUGGGGAUGAAAUGCUUGAUCACUUCUUGGAUUUCAUCACAUCCAAUCACAUUGUGAAAGAUUUGCCAUUUGGGGAAAAAACAUUGGUACUUACCUCAGGGGAGAUAAUCCAGACACCAAAUGUGAUAAGGAGCAUUGCACCUGCAGCAAUUGUGCAACAAUACACACAGCUUUGUCAUGAGGAAAACAUGAAAUGUUUAGGUACAAGCACAAUGUACAAAAUUUUGAACGACUGCAGUGCCUCGGUACGCCAGUCAGUGGAAGGCCUGGAUUAUUAUGUAGCUGAGGGAGGACAGGCAUUUAAAGUACUUGAAAAUAUAGUGCAGCAACUAGAUUUCACCUUAGAGGAGAAGCAAAUAACACUGAAGAGUUUGGUAUCAGCAAAACACUACUUAAAAACAGACUUCAAGCUGCAUGUGAAGGCAUCUUCAUCCACACCAGACCAUUGUUGUACCUUUGCCCUGAGUGAAGGAAGUGGGUGUUAUAGUCAGAGUUGCAUCAACCAUACUCAUACAGAUGGCUGCAGUGAAUGCUCUUCAAUGGAUGAAACCUUACAAUUCAUCACAUAGAAGACAGAGGAAAGACAUUAGGACAAUCCAGAGGCAAUCAUU